This is a messenger RNA of Durusdinium trenchii, 588 nucleotides long. The record is from the annotation of a GenBank genome assembly. Lineage: Eukaryota; Dinophyceae; Suessiales; Symbiodiniaceae.
AUGCGACGAGGAGUGCUCCUCGUUUUCCUGGGCCUUCAUGCAGAUGCCUUGAACAUUACCAGGCGCUGGGGCAACGACGCAGCCCUGCGGGCGUGCUUCGGCGAGAACUACAAGAGAGCAAGCUCGAUUCAGCAUUGCUUUCAGGAGCAUGACACGCGCAACACGUGUUGCAUGAUGGACAAGAAGACCAGAGACGCCAACGAUGCUGCAGGCAACCCCAUUGGGCAAGCUUCACUGGAAGCUGCCCGACAGAUUGCAGGGAAGAGUUCUGAGGAGAUGCCGGACAGCGAUGAGUUACUGACGCCCUGGUGUACUUGCUUCGGGUCCCAGGUUUGCUCACACUACGCACAGAGCACGAGCACCAAAGUGAAGUUCGUGAACGACUGCGGCUGUGCCUCCGGGACCCCGGGCAAGGGCUUCUGCAUGUCGAGCAUCUCCAGUUCCGCGAUCUCCGGCUGCGAAGGCUGGGCUCGCGAACAGAUGCAGAUGCCAGGCCAUGCCACUCCAGGCGUCUCCAAACCGAAGGACGGCGACAACAACUGUCCGGCGCUUCAAGGGAAAGCGGAGGUGGACAUCAGUAGCUGCUGA